CCACCAUCUCAGCUCGGGCUCCGCGCCGCCGGCCGCAGGCCUCCCGCCGCUCCGCGCGCACGCGCAGUCCUCACCAACAGCUCCGCGGCGCCCAAGCAGCCCGGCCCACAGCGCCCCCCUACCAGCCCGAGGCCUCCAACCAGCCAACAGCCUGCAGCACCAGCUAUCACCUAGAGAGGACACAGGGGCCACGCCUCAGCUCCCCCAAUGUGCCAAGUGGAGUUUGAGAUGGCCUGUGCUGCUGUCAAGCAGCUGAAGGGACCUGUGAGUGAUCAGGAGAAACUGUUGGUAUACAGCUUCUACAAACAGGCCACCCAGGGUGAUUGCAACAUCCCCGCCCCACCUGCUACAGAUGUGAAAGCCAAGGCCAAGUGGGAGGCAUGGAACGAGAACAAGGGGAUGUCCAAGAUGGAUGCCAUGAGGAUCUAUGUUGCCAAAGUGGAAGAACUGAAGAAAAAUGAUACUGGUUAAGGAGGACAGAGUGUCAAACAGAAUGAAGUAGCAGGGCUCCUCCGGUAGGGAAAAGGGCUUCUUAAAAGACAUGGUUGAAACAUCCUGAAACCAUAACCACCAUAGCUGAGAGACAUCAAUAAAUCACUUAAACUGCAUGAGAGUGAGUGACUGUUGUUGGAAAGGUGAUUAAACUCAAAGUGACUGUCGGAGUCCUGGGGAGGUGU
Molecule: messenger RNA, 677 nt
Organism: Odobenus rosmarus divergens (Pacific walrus)
Lineage: Eukaryota; Metazoa; Chordata; Mammalia; Carnivora; Odobenidae
Product: diazepam-binding inhibitor-like 5-like
Exons: 2
Coding region: 208-471 (87 amino acids)
Source: RefSeq, a predicted model, not a curated record